This is a messenger RNA of Meira miltonrushii, 1113 nucleotides long. RefSeq lists its product as uncharacterized. The coding region runs from base 49 to 1065 and encodes 338 amino acids. Lineage: Eukaryota; Fungi; Basidiomycota; Exobasidiomycetes; Exobasidiales; Brachybasidiaceae. The transcript has a single exon. The record is from RefSeq and is a predicted model, not a curated record.
CACGACAAUGUAGUCGCGAUCGUAUUGAUUGAUUGGAACGACACGACGAUGAGUCUCACAGUAGGCAAUGCUAGGAUAGGGAUCUCAAGAAUACCCGAAUAUGCAACUUUACUCUAUCGAAAAGCACCGACUAGCGUUGUAACGAUUGGUUCGAUUGUGAUCAGUUAUUUGUUUCGAUUAGCAUAUAACGAUUAUCAAUUAUUCAAAGCGUUAGGAAAAGGAGGAUUGGGGAAACCAUCAAUUUUGACAUGGCUGAUUCAUACGAUCGCAUUACGACCACUUGCGUUGCCAAAGCGGGCUGCGUUUGAUGUGAACACUUUCCCACUUGAUGAUCCUGAAUGGAAAGGUAUGCUGGCCGGCUUGCCAAAGAGGAAGGGAGAAAGACCAUUUGUGUUUGGUAUGAUACCCCACAGACAAUUGGAAGCCAUUGCACCACAAGGAGGUGAUAUUCAAAAAGCGAUUAUCGAUCAUCUCUCUCAAAUUGCUAAACAGAAUCCUGAUUCGAUCACUUUGGCUUUGUCAACGUAUGAAGCAACGGAUUCGCCUUGUUUGUUUGUCAAACAUGGCAAUGGAUCUCCGGCUAAACCAAGCACGAUGGCAAAGUUCUACCUGGCAGGAACUCCAGCACCACAUCUUGCUCUUGAAGGAGACGAACGCAACAGAGUCUUACCACGCGAUCCGACUAAACAUGAAUUGGCACACAUUCAUCUUUCAGAGGGUAGCAUGCAUUUGACUCUAUCACCACAAGAUGCACGUAAAGUGGUCAAAGAAGGAUAUGGAGAGAGACACAGACUUGCUGGAAUGGCGUACAGAGGCAACUAUAUUCCACCGUAUUGGUUACCAAAUUGGAUGUACAAUCUUGUUGGAGGUGAAGCGAAUGUCAGAUGGUCCUAUCAACAAGUUAUGCUCAAUAAGAUCAAGAGCAACAAAAUUCAGCAAGCUGGGAAGUUGGUUCCGCCAACAUAUACCUGCAUAUAUGCUCCGACAAAUGAGGAAGAAUUGCAAUGGACAUUAAAUAUCAUUGAUAGUAGUGUAGCAUGGUCUCUAGGUAGAGAUGUGAUGUAAAUGAAAUGUAUCAUGUGAUCGAUCUUGACUGAAUGUAUGCAUGCAUGA